AUGUCUUGCCGUGCUGCUCACCAGACCGAUGACUGGCACCAAAUCACAGACCGCGCCGAGCGCCACAGGACACAGAACCGCCUUGCUCAGCGUCAAUACCGCAAGAAACUCAAGGAGAGACUCGAGAAAGCUGAGGGCAUCAUCGCAUCUAUAUCACGCUCGAGCAAUGAUCUCCAGCCUGUGAAGCCCCACGCUCCGCCCGAUCCGUCCUUUCCCAAAGGCUGUGUCGAGACCGACAUAGCAGAUCUGCAUCGCGACCGAGGUAGCCGGCCGCAAGACAGCAGCGUCGCGCCGGCGCAGCAGCAGUGUAAAGAAGAACCUCCAGACGCUCUGCUGCCAGCUGCACACUCGCUGUUUCCAACAUCUGGUGGGCUCGCAGGAAGCACGGCGCAGAACACCAGUCUUUCUCUUCCACAACACUAUCCUUCAACAGCCGUUGCGGUCGGCUUGGCCACACCGCUCGCUGUCGAGUACCUUCCGUCGAACAUAUGCUACACCAACGAUGGCAGCAGUCCGUUCAACCAAGGCUACCUAGCCAUGAACGGACCAUACGAGAGCGAAGACGAAGAGAAUGGGCCCGUACAGCCGCGCGAAGAAGUCGCCGUACUGCCCAUGCACCUGCUCGAAAUGGAACUUGCGCAGGAGCAGCGGAGCAUAGAGGUUGAGCUGCGUUGA
Molecule: messenger RNA, 675 nt
Organism: Alternaria atra
Lineage: Eukaryota; Fungi; Ascomycota; Dothideomycetes; Pleosporales; Pleosporaceae
Exons: 3
Coding region: 1-675 (224 amino acids)
Biological process (GO): regulation of DNA-templated transcription
Molecular function (GO): DNA-binding transcription factor activity
Source: RefSeq, a predicted model, not a curated record